AUGGCUGAAACCAUUCUGAUCCCGGUUGCUAAACAGAUCCUUGGCAAGGCAGCCGACUUGGCCUUGGAGCAGAUUGGACUCCUGUGGAACUUCAGACGCGAGCUUCGCAAACUGAAAGACACCGUGUCCACCAUACAGGCUGUGCUUCGUGAUGCUGAAGAGAAGCAGUUCCACAACCACCAAGUCAAGCUCUGGCUCGAGAAGCUCUCUGACGUGAUGUAUGAUGCCGAUGAUCUGCUAGACGAUCUCUCUACGGAGGCUCGUCGAAAAGUGAUAGCAGAAGAAAAUAAUUCCUCUACUCCUAAUACUACUUGUUGGAGUAUGGUAUGCUUUCUGUUCUCUUCACUUCCCAAGCAGUUGCUGUAUGAUCUUAGCAUGGCUCAUGCUGUCAGGGCUAUUAGGGAGAAGCUUGAUCUAAUAUCGCAAGAUAAGGAGACCUUCAAUUUGGAAGUUCGUUCCGAGGAAGUUCUUCCUUUCAGGGAGACGGAUUCCUGCCCGCCCACGAUUGUCGUUGGGAGGGAGAAUGACAAGAAAAAUAUCAUUCAGAUACUGCUGAAUUUCAACUCUGAAGCUAAUAUUUCUGUUGUCCCCAUCGUUGGGAUGGGCGGACUGGGGAAGACUACUCUUGCUCAGCUUGUAUUUGAUGAUGGACAAGUUGAAGCUCACUUUGAUAUCAAAGUUUGGGUGUAUGUUUCACAGAGCUUUGAAAUCAAAGUGAUUCUUAGAAAGAUGCUCCGAUCAGUAGGCUGGGAAAGUCAGGCGGGUCUUGAGUUGGAUGAAUUGCAAUCUCAACUCAGAGGAAAGAUCAAAGGCAAGAGGUUCUUGUUUGUAUUAGAUGAUGUUUGGGAGGAGAACAUUGAAAGUUGGGAACUUUUGGGAAAAUACUUGGUAGUCGGUGCCCCUGGCAGCAAGGUGUUGGUGACUACUCGAUCGACAAGAGUGGCAGAGGUCGGUGGUGGAACUCUGAAGUCUGAGACAAGUACCGGCAAUGUGGUACCCUAUCUCUUGCAAGGCUUGUCAAUUGACGAGUCCUGGAAUUUGUUUGUGAAAAAGGCUCUUAAUGGCAAAGCCCCACGAAACCCUGCUGCUGAAAAGACCGGGAGACUGAUAUUGGGGAAAUGUGGUGGAGUUCCUCUUGCAAUCGGUACGAUAUCCGGUAUAUUAAGAUCCAAAAAUCCAGAUUUUGAGUGGCAGUUAUUUUUACAAGAUGAAUUCGAAAGCACAUCCAAAGAUGAGAAUGCUAUUGUCUCAACUCUCAAACUGAGUUUUGAUCAUCUUCCUUCCCACAUGAAGAAGUGCUUUACUUAUUGUAAAUUGUUUCCCAAGGGUCACAAAUUCGAUGUUCCCUUGUUGGUUCAACUUUGGGUCUCCCAAGGGUACGUUGAGUCAGAAGAUACGAGCUUAAGUUGCUUCAGAACGUUAUGGCGGAGGUCGUUCUUCCAAGACGUGGAGAUGGAUGAGUUUGGGAAUAUGUCGACAUGUGGAAUGCAUGAUUUGAUCCAUGAUUUAGCAGACUCGGUGGCAGGAGAAAAGAUCCUAAGAAUCACUAGCUCAAGUGCUCUGAAAAAUAUUCCUUCAAACACACGUCACUUGGCUUUCUUUGAAGAAGAUAGGGAUGGCUUGAGAGAAGAGACCGAUGGUGGUGGUGAUGAUGCGUUAGGAAAUGCAAGCAGGGUGCGAACUCUUAUAUGUUGCAAAUCUAUAUGGGGAGAAGAAUGGGAGCAAAUCCUCCUCGGCUUCAGAUGCUUGCGAGUCCUGAUUAUGCUUGAAGAAAGAUCAGGGUCAGAUGCCACAACACAGUUGCACUUUGUUGGCAAGCUGAAGCACUUAAGGUAUCUUGGUUUCAAUUGCUAUGGAAUGGAUAGGAUUCCAGCUUCAGUUACUAACUUGCCUAAUCUACAAGUUCUUAAGCUCAAAUCUUCCUACUCACUAAAAGAACUACCGAGGGAUUUUAAGAAGCUUGUUAGCUUGAAGCAUCUUGAUUUCAACCCUCAAUAUUCGGAAUCUUUUAUUACCCAUAUGCCAAAAGGGAUUGGGGUAGCAUUGGAUGAGUUGCAAGAGUUGAACGCUUUGCGUGGAAAGUUGAUCGUUAAAAACUUGACAAAGGCAGAACCUUCAGGGGCGGGUAUUAAUGUCUUGACGGAGAAGCUACGUCUUCAGUCGCUUGUUUUAGAUUGGAGUCGAGAUGAUGACAACCAUGACAAUGUUGACGAUGCUGUUCCUAGAGCUACUCAUGAUGAAGAGAUACUGGAAAUGCUCUGUCCCCAUCCUAAUCUAAAGAAAUUGAUGAUACGUGGUAGUGGUUAUGAAGGCGUGAAGCUCUGCAACUGGCUGUCUGGCCUCGUGUAUCUGGUUGAAUUCUCUCUAAAAGAUUGCAAGCAAUGCAAGUACCUCCCCUCGUUGCAUCUGAUGCCAUGUUUGGCAAAACUCAUAAUUGAAAACUGUCCACAAUUGGAGGGAAUCGUUGAUAAUGGAGGCAGGGGAGAUAAUAGUGUUUCUUCGCCACACAACUCACUAACAACGGAGAAAGAGGAUGACAAGUGGCCUAGAUUCCCCUGUCUUACGUACCUCUACAUUAAGGGUUGCCCGAAGCUAACUCGGUUGCCCACUUUCCCAACUGUUGAAGUGAGCUGGAGCUGUCCAGAGCUAGCUUGGAACCAUUAA
Molecule: messenger RNA, 2664 nt
Organism: Linum tenue
Lineage: Eukaryota; Viridiplantae; Streptophyta; Magnoliopsida; Malpighiales; Linaceae
Source: the annotation of a GenBank genome assembly